CUUUCUUUGUCAAGUAAUUUUGGAGUACAAUAGAUUAUCCUCAUUGAAAAUCAACUGAUGUAGGUGUUUUUGCAUUUAAAAAUGCAUUUUUUUUUCUGCAUGUAGGUUAUACAUUUUUGUAAAAAUACCUUCAUAUAAUACAUUCCAUAGUGUUGGCAAUUUAAUAUUCAUGUGGGAGAGUAGCAGAAGGUACUCUGUACCAAUUGUAACUUGUGAAAUUAUAAACUCAUUACCCAUAAUUAUAGUCCAUGGUAUGGAAAGUCUUCCUUGUAUUUAUUUGAUCAUCUGUGUGUAUGAGGAAAGCUUAAAAAUAUUGUAUGUCACAAAAACAAUAGUAUUUAUAGAAAUGCUUACUAAAGAGAAAAACCAUAAAGUACUCAAGUUAGCUUAUGUUUUUAAACUUUAUAUUUAGAAAUCAUAGUAUUUCUAAACAUUUUACAGAUCUUAAUCUGUAAAAAUAACUGAAGGAAAUGGAAAAAUUAAGCAUGUGGUGCUUUGAAUUGGGUUUGUUGGCUAAUUUUUAAAAUAUUUUUUUACAUUGUGGUCAAUUGAGAAUUUUACAUUUCUACCUGUUUCAUCCUCAUUUAUGGAUAUCCACAUUUUAUUUCAGGUCUGAUUCAGCAUUAAGUUUAUUGAUCAGAUUAAUUUUGAAUUUCAUGGUUCUUAGCAAAGUUAUCUGGACAAUUCGUAAGUUCAGAGCUUCUUUAAUUUUAUUUUUUUUAUAUACUUAUUUUUGUGAGGAGUAAUUGUAUAGAAGUUUCUCUCUUCCCCUUUCCCCUGACCAGGCACCCUAAAACUCCCUGUAUCCUAAACAUUUCUGUAUAUAGGUAAGAGUUCUCUGCUACCAAUGAUGUUUAAAUAAACUUCAGUGAAAUGACUCUUCAAGAAUUGGUGCAUCAGGCUGCCUCCACAUAUUCGGAUAAAAUAGCUGUAUGUUUUGACGAAUGUAACAACCAGCCUCCAGUUUAUUAUACCUACAAGACUGUGGUUAAUGCUGCUUUAGAAUUAUCAAAUUUCCUACUAUUACACUGUGACUUUCAAGGAAUACGGGAAAUUGGUCUCUGCUGCCAUCCUGGGAUAAACUUACCCUCUUGGAUUUUAGGGAUUCUCCAAGUCCCUGCUGCUUAUGCUCCUAUUGAUCCAGAUUCACCACCAGCAUUAUCAACUUAUUUUAUGAAAAAAUGUGCUCUAAAGUAUAUCCUUGUUGAAAAACAACAAAUUAAUAAAUUCAAAUCUUCCUAUGAAACAUUAUUGAACUUUGAUACAUUUACAGUAGAACAUAACAACCUAGUACUCUUCAGACUUAACUGGAAAAAUGUUGAGGGAAGCUUGAUACUAAAGGAUAGAAAAAAGAAAUAUGAAAAAGAAAAAAUGACAAACAGCAGAUCUGAGAACAGCAAUGAAGAAAAGUCAGAGCACAUGGAUGUGAGACUAAAGCAUUGCUUGGCAUAUGUUCUCCAUACAUCAGGCACUACAGGGACACCUAAGAUUGUCAGAGUCCCUCAUGCAUGUAUAGUGCCAAACAUCCAGCAUUUUCGGGUGCUUUUUGAGAUCACACAAGAAGAUGUUUUGUUUCUGGCUUCACCUCUGACCUUUGAUCCUUCUGUUGUGGAAAUAUUUGUUACUCUAUCAAGUGGUGCUUCUCUGCUUAUUGUACCAGCUUCUGUCAAAGUACUGCCAUCAAAAUUAGCGGCUGUUCUCUUUUCCCAUCACAGAGUGACAAUUUUGCAGGCAACACCAACAUUAUUUAGAAGAUUUGGGUCUCAGCUUAUCAAGUCAGCUGUUUUAUCAGCCAGUACUCCUCUUCGUGUAUUAGCUCUUGGUGGCGAAGCAUUUCCAUCAUUGACUGUUCUCAAAAGCUGGAGAGAAGAAGGCAAUAAAACGCAAAUAUUUAAUGUUUAUGGUAUCACAGAGGUAUCAAGUUGGGCAACUUUUUACCGGAUUCCAGAGAAGAUCCUUAAUUCUACUUCUAAAUGUGAAUUGCCUGUUCAGCUGGGAUUUCCACUGCAUGGAACAGUAGUUGAAGUCAGAGAUACUAAUGGUUUCACAAUUCAAGAAGGCAAUGGCCAAGUAUUUUUAGGAGGCAGAAACAGAAUUUGUUUUCUUGAUGAUGAAAUGACAGUACCACUUGGUACAAUGCGAGCCACGGGAGACUUUGUGACUGUGAAAGAUGGAGAGAUAUUUUUCUUGGGACGAGAAGACAGUCAGAUCAAACGUCAUGGCAAACGUCUUAACAUUGAAUUUGUGCAACAGGUUGCUGAAGGACUUCAGCAAGUGGAAUCUUGCGUAGUUACAUGGUAUAAUCAGGAGAAAUUAAUUCUGUUCAUGGUGCCAGAAAAAAAUUUAGUGAAGGAUUACAUCUUUAAAGAACUUCAAAAACACCUCCCAAGUCAUGCAAUCCCGGAUGAGCUUGUAUUGAUUGAUUCUCUACCAUUUACAUCUCAUGGCAAAAUUGAUGUUUCUGAGUUAAACAAGAUUUACUUAAACUACAUAAACUUGAAGUCUGACUGUAAGCUCAGUGGAAAAGAGGAGCUUUGGGAAAACUUACAGCAUUUGUGGAAGUGUGUUCUGAGUCUCUCAGAAGAUCCUUUGAAGGUUCCUGAUGACUCACUCUUCCUAAGCAGUGGUGGAGAUUCCUUUAAGUCUAUAUGGCUCCUCAAUGAGAUUGAAAAACUUGUUGGCACAUCCAUACCUGGGCUUCUGGAAAUUAUUCUUAGCAGUUCUAUUUUAGAGAUUUACAAUCACAUCCUUCAAACAGUGUUUCCAGAUGAAGAUCUGACACUUAUCAAGAAUUUUGCCACAAAAAGAAAAUUCAGCAACGUUAAUCAAGAGGAAACCAAUGGAAAAUCUUUACAUCAAAAAUCUGUCAUACCUUUAAGUUAUGACAAUGAGAGAACUGCUUUUAUUGCACUGAGCAGAGGGAGUCAGAUUUUAUCUCUGAAUACUGCUCUGAAUACUAAGUUAGGACAUUGCCCUUCAGUCUAUUCUAAUGAUUUAAUUUCACAGACUAAUAGUAAACACAUGAAAAGCUUAAAUCCUUCGGUUCUUACUGGGGAGUCAAAAGAUCCAUCCUGUGUUGCAGAAGUUUCUGAAGAGGGACCACUUCUGACAGGGACAGAAAAAAUGGAGUUACGUGUGAGGUGGAGGUCAGACACAGGGAAAUGUGUGGAUGCGUCACCUCUAGUUGUAAUACCAGCUGUUGAUAAGUCAUCUGCAACUGUGUACAUUGGGUCCCAUUCUCAUAGAAUGAUGGCAGUUGACCUUUACUCUGGAAAGGUGAAAUGGGAACAGAUUUUGGGAGGUCGAAUUGAAUCUUCAGCAUAUGUAUCUAAGUGUGGAAACUUUAUUGUAGUGGGCUGUUAUAAUGGGUUAGUUUAUGUUCUGAAAAGUAAUAGUGGAGAAGAAUACUGGACAUUCACCACUGAGGAUGCUGUCAAAAGCUCGGCAACCAUGGAUCCAACGACAGGAGUCAUUUACAUUGGAUCUCAUGACCAGCAUGCAUAUGCUUUGGAUAUUUAUAAAAAGAAGUGUGUUUGGAAGUUAAAAUGUGGAGGAACUGUCUUCUCUUCUCCUUGUUUGAGCCUGCUUCCACAUCAUUUGUAUUUUGCUACACUGGGAGGACUUUUACUAGCUGUAAAUCCUGCCACAGGGAACAGAGUUUGGAAACAUUCCUGUGGAAAACCACUCUUCUCCUCUCCACAGUGUUGCCUACAGUAUAUUUGUAUUGGCUGUGUAGACGGGAAUUUACUCUGCUUUACUCACUUUGGAGAACAGGUUUGGCAGUUCUCUACCCGUGCACCAAUUUUUUCAUCCCCAUGUACUUCAGCAUCAGAGCAAGAAAUAUUUUUUGGUUCCCACGAUUGCUUUAUCUACUGUUGUAGUAUGAAUGGUCACCUCCAGUGGAAAUUUGAAACUACAUCAAGGGUGUAUGCAACACCAUUUGCUUUCCAUUACUGUAAUUAUAGCAAUGAAAUGUUUCUGGCAGCAGCAUCUACUGAUGGUAAACUGUGGAUCUUGGAAUCUAAGAGUGGACAGUUGCAAAGUGUAUAUGAACUUCCUGGAGAAGUUUUCUCAUCUCCUGUGGUCUGGGAAUCAAUGCUCAUUAUUGGAUGUAGAAAUAAUUAUGUUUAUUGUCUGGAUUUAUUGGGUGGCAACAAAAAUAAUCAAGUGCAGUCGCUUUUAGAAUAUAUCUUAAAUGUUUAAAAAUAUUUUUCCACCAGAGAGCAUGUAGUCUUGUUUUACACUAAAGAUUAUGUUUGCUUAAGAAACUUGUCUAUUGUAUUUUACUGGAGAAUAACCUAUUUUAUUUAUUGUAGGAGCAACAAAAACUUAAAAGUUACAGAACAAAAUAUCAGUGUAUUCAGGAGCACUUUCUUUUAAUUUAGGCUAUAGAUAAUCUACUUUGGAGUUUUGUUUUUGUUUUUAUUUUUUUAUAGAAGACUUCUGUGAAGAUGAUGAUCACAUAUACUCAGUGGGUUAAAAACAGUCUGUGAUAUAUCAUUCACUCAUUUACAGAGAUCCACACAAAAGAUUUUCAAAGGAAGGAUGUAUUUAUCAAAUUAGUUUACUUAUUUAGUAUUUUUAGAUGAACAAAAUACCAAUACUGAAUUACAUUUAUAAUACGCACUGUAGUUUCAAGUUGAUAUAAUCUCUUUUUUCAAUUUUUGAUAAUCUUUGGUGAAUAUUUUUAUACCUGUUUCUCCAUUUACUUGAUUUUGGUGUUGUAACACCUUUUGUUGUUCAGUGGCUUGGAGAUAGGGAACACAGUGAAAACUGGAAAAGGGAAAAAAAAACCUCUAUAAAGUAUCAUGAUUUCUCAUGUUUACCGUUUUGGACUGAAACUGCUUUUCCAGUCCCACAGCAGUUUGCUUAUCCAUGCAUUUGCCUGGUAUUAAGUUAUCCCUGUGAACUGUACUUCCUCCUGGUAGCCAUGCCCUUUGUGCAGUCCCCUUCUCUUACACCUGGGCUGGGCCUAUGGUUUGCUUUAACCAACAGAAUGCAGUGGAAGUGGCACUGUGCACUUUGGAGCCUAAGCUCUAAGAAGGCCUGGCUUUUGUGGGAUCCCUGAGCUGCCACGUAAGUCUGCCGUCCUGCUGGAGGGUCUGUGGUAAGGGAGUGGCUCUGAUACUAACAGCACUGAGAACCAAGGAAACCAGUUCACAGUGAAGCUAUGGCCCCAGCUUGCCAGCCAACCCCUAGCUGUUCAGCAGUCCUGGUACUGGACAUUUAAUUCUUUACCCACAGAAUCAUGAGAAAUAAUAAAAUGGCAAUUUUUUUAAGCCACUAAGUUUUAGGGUAGUAUGUUAUGCCACAAUGCAUCACUGCAACAGAAGCAUUGUGUCACUUAAAAUACUCAGCAGAUGGAAAAUAGAUGGAAAAAUAAAUGUCUCAGUAUUCCUAGUUUUCCUUUAAAUUUCAUGAUAUAAUAGUUCAGGUAAUAAAAUACCUCUGUUUUUGUAUGAUAAUCAUGAAUUUAGAUGCUAGUGGUAGUAAUAACAACAGUGACUAUUUAGGGCAUGUUACAUCCCAGACACUGUGCUAAGCUCUUAAAGUAACAGAAGUGCACUCUGUUGCCGACCUGUCCCCUAACUGUUCAGUCAACUGUGGUAUCAUUUCAUUUGUCCAUUUAUUUGUCAGUAAAGCUUCAAAUACCAAACAUGCCAGAGUUCUUGGCUGCAAAUUAGAGAAGCUGGCUCAGGCUAUUUUAAGUAGAAGAUAAUUUUUAAAAAGAAUAUUGAAUAGCUUAGAAAACUGUGAAGAGGGCCAGAACUAUAAGCCAGGAACAAUGAAUGUCUGAAAUCACUGAUUUUGGCCUGGGGAAGACACCACUACUGUCUUUGAAGCCCCAAACACUCAGCUUAAAGCUGACACACUGGACACCUCCCCACCACUGCCAGCCGUCCUCUCAGUUCCCCAACUCUCUGCUCAUUUGCGCCCGGAUCAUAGUCCCUCCAAUUCGAAGUGGAACAGGUUCCAUGCCUGUGAGAAAGUAUAGAAAGCGCAUCAUAGGAAUUUCCCUGCCUCCUACCAAGACUCCUGAGCUGGAGAUUUCCCCAGACAUAGAAAGGGAAAUUUCAGCAUGCUGGCUGGCCAAAAGAAAUGACCCAUCUUGGUUUUAGUGCUUCUUAAACCUUAAUGUCUGUACUAACCUGGAGCUCUUGGCUAAAAUGCUAACUGCUCCUGAGAGGGCUGGGAGGAGGGUGCUCUGCUUGAGCCAUAGUGGAGCCUGAGGUAAAAGAAGUCGGCAGUACUGAUCCUGCUUUGUUUACAUUUUGGUAUUUGUUCACCAUGAAAUUUUCACUCAUUUUGGUAUUUUAAAAUACUACAUUAAUGUAGUAUUCAUCUUGAUGACUGAGUUUUUUGAUACCUGGAGUGCCUCAUCAUUUUGCUCUGUCUGGCCCUGUGAGUCCGUCCGUCAGGCCUGGGGCUCUGAGCUGCAUUUCUCACACGCUGCUGUCAGAUCAGAGCUCCUGCCCAUGCAGCUGUUUUAUGGCCCACACACUAAGGAGACAGUAGGAUCAUUUUGUUUGACACACAGACCAUUCACUUCUACUUUAGAAUUGAGAUAAACAUUUUAUUUGCCCCUUUUCAUGAUUUUUCUCUAAAAAUUCCUAGAGUGAAAAAUACAAUGUACCAUAUAAAAUGCCUCAAUUUUUCUUUCCCAAUAAAACUCUGUAAAUAUGAGCUUACUUGUAAAUGGUCAUUUAAAUUAGUAAAAACUUCAGCUUGAAAAGAAAAAGACAUUCCAUCAGUGAUGAUGACCUUAAGGGCAUUUUUUAUUGAAAGAUCUUUUCCUUCAAUAAUGGACAUCUUACAUUAAAACUAUACAACUAAAAUCUUAAAAUAACAUUAAAAUCACACUAAGGUAUUUUCAUUGUUAAUUUUACUGUUCAUAAAAAUGUUGCAAGACACAUAACUAAUUUAGUUUCUGCUUUAAAAUAAGCAAUUACACUAAAGGUCACAAGAGACAAUGAAUACAUACAUAUUGGCUGAUAAAUGGCUAAAAUAAAAUGAUAAUUUAAUAGUAAUGUGUAAGAAACAAUUGCACUUGAAAAAUUUUAAAAGUAAACAAAAAACUCUAGUUUUAUAUGUAUAAGUCUAUGAACAAAGGUUAAUCAUCUGUAUCCUUGCCAGGACAAGAGUAUAUUUAAAUUAAAAAAAACAAUCAUUCAUAUUUUUUAAAAGCCUUGAAUUUUGUAUAUGUUUUUACAGAAUUUUCCCCCACAGUUUGAUCAGAAGAGACUGCAACACAACUAAAGCAAAGUAACACUUCACUGGUAUUUUGUGCAAAUUUGGAGUAAUUUUUACAUGAAAUACUGAACAUGUACCCUUUAGAAAUUUUUCAAAGUAAGUGCUUACUGUCCUUUCCUCAAUAUACUCUUCUUUUAAAGACUUUGAUGGAAACUUUCUGAGGUAUGUUUCUACUUUGUAUGGGCUGGGUGGUGUGUGAGCCAGUACAGAGUUGACUGUUUACUGUUUUUUGUUAAUGAUCUGAUUUCUCCGCUUGUUCUCUGCCAUCACUGUGAUAUUCAAAGCUGAUAGGAUGAAAGAAAAAGACAGUUCAGAAAAAUUACUGUAGCACUGUAUAUUCCAGGGCUCUAGAUUUAAAGAUUCUCACUAGUUAUAUUAGGAAAUCAUUGAAAGUAACAAAUGCCUACAUAUUUGAUUUAGAAAUGAACAUCAGUGUGGAAAACAUGCAGUGAAAUAUUAAUUGCUUCCCAUAGCAAUAAAAAAAUUAGUUACACUGAUUCUUAACAGACUGAAGGUCCAGUAUAUAUAAUAUUAAACCCAACUUGCAAGACUACAAGUAUCCACUUGGCCUCACAUGCCAGCUGCUGCCGUGAGGCUUAGGCAUUGUUUCCAGAAAGAAAAUGGCAAGUGUAUGAUAAAUAACUCUUCUGUCAUUUUUUAAGGUAAUGAUAGAAUAAGAGCACAUUGCAUGUUCAGUGGGCAUAAAGGAAAAUAGUGAUGGAUACUAAUAAAAUGUGUGUGGAGGUGGGGAGGAAAAAAGGAUGUAAUUCCCCUUGUACUGGGCAAAGGAUUUGUACUUACAUUUUGGAGUCAGAAUCUAAGAAAAGGAAGCUAUGGUAGCACCAUUAAAUGUGUAGUACUAGCAAUGUGUAGGUUUGCUGGUAUGUCUAUGCUUCAUGUAAAGUAUAUUUAGGGAAAUAAAAGUGAAUAUACAUGG
This is a messenger RNA of Manis pentadactyla (Chinese pangolin), 8188 nucleotides long. It is a transcript of the gene AASDH, whose product is annotated as aminoadipate-semialdehyde dehydrogenase. Gene Ontology annotation, biological process: amino acid activation for nonribosomal peptide biosynthetic process. The record is from RefSeq and is a predicted model, not a curated record. Gene Ontology annotation, molecular function: protein binding. NCBI's taxonomy places the organism in Eukaryota, Metazoa, Chordata, Mammalia, Pholidota, Manidae.